Messenger RNA from Stylonychia lemnae, 1221 nucleotides. Lineage: Eukaryota; Ciliophora; Spirotrichea; Sporadotrichida; Oxytrichidae. The record is from the annotation of a GenBank genome assembly.
AUGGCCUCAUAAACAUAAAACACAGAUGAUUAACAAUCUAACAAGUAUCUAAAUAAAGGUUUGCAACUUAAUUAUUAAAGCAAUCAGUAUCCUAUGCAUUAUCAUUUGAAUAUGAAAUCAGAAUCUCAAGCUUAGUAUAAUUUGAGACUAGAAACAAACAAUCAAAGCAGCAAUAUUUCUGAUAGGACAUUAGUUAAGAAUUAGGUAUUUGACUCUCAUCAUAGACUUAUUAAAAAAAACCAUCGCAGUUAUUUGAGUUCCCCUGAUAGUCAUCACCGAACAAAAUUGAGUCAUUACAAAGAAGAUACUGUGCUAAUGAGGAAUUCAUAAAAGAUUGGGGAGGAUGAUCUGUAAAAUGAUAGUUAAAUGCUUAGAGAUAUCGUUGAAUUAUAUACCAUGAAAAAAGAGUCAUCAAUAAGAUUGAAAUCGUUGAAUAUUGACAACUCACAUUUUACAGAUUAGAAGCAAAAAAUCAGAUCCUUUCAUGAAACUCUAUCAAUUUUAGAUAGUUAACUUAAUGAACAAAAUUACUAAGGACAGGAAAAUAACUUCAUGAGUUUAGUCUCAACCAAGAGUUUAAAAUCUCUAAAAAAUAACACCUUAAAUAUUUCACCUCUGAAAUCUAAUUAAUAAUAACUAACUAGUAAGAAUUUGUUAACCAUUUUAUCUGAGUUACAGACUAUUGGUAAAUGGAGGCCUAAUGAAAGUAGACAACAAUAUAUCGCAGAUUUGUCUAAACUUAUUUUGAAGAAACUUGUAGAAGUGCAAAGUUGUGAUUAGGAACAUCAGAGAAUAAUGAAAUGCGAGAAAGAUGCUCUAAUUUAUUUAAAGGAUUUAAAGAGAAGGAUAUUCCCAUAAAUUGAUUAGACCGAGAGUAAUCUAAGUUAAAAUGAAGAAGGAGAAGAGGGAUCUAGCUACUAUGGAGAAUCAGAUUCCUAGUCUAAUAAGUUAGAAAUGAAUCAAACUAUCGAUUAAAGAGUGUAGGAAAAUGAAUAAGAUUUAAUCAAGAUUAUAGAACCGAUUCCAGAGGAAUCUGAAAAACUUGAUGUUGUGGAUUAAAUUAAAAAAACUAAAAGUUCAAGUUCCAAGGGAUCUAAAUUAAAAAAUAAAAAUAAAAGAGGAGCAUUUUAUGGAAGAAAUAAAAAGUCACCUAAAAGAAAAGACACUAAGAAAACAACUUAAGGAAGUGAGAAAUUUAUUACGAUUGAGUUAGAGCAUUGA